This is a messenger RNA of Epinephelus fuscoguttatus (brown-marbled grouper), 2463 nucleotides long. It is a transcript of the gene bin2b, whose product is annotated as bridging integrator 2b. The record is from RefSeq and is a predicted model, not a curated record. Gene Ontology annotation, molecular function: phospholipid binding; protein binding. The transcript has 12 exons. Bases 347 to 2077 code for a protein of 576 amino acids. Gene Ontology annotation, cellular component: phagocytic cup; cytoplasm; plasma membrane. Gene Ontology annotation, biological process: plasma membrane tubulation; phagocytosis, engulfment; podosome assembly. Lineage: Eukaryota; Metazoa; Chordata; Actinopteri; Perciformes; Serranidae.
AGUGGAGCGAGGUUUUGCAACAGUGAACACGAUGUUUAUUUUGCGGAUCAGGACACGCACAGACUCAUGUCAAUAAUUCCUCGGACAAGUUGAAACUAGAGAAGACUGAUGAUGGUGAUGGUGAUGAUGUAAGCUUGGCGUCCAGCUGGUUUUAACACCGCUUGUGUGUCUGUGAGUGUGUGUGUAUGCGUGUAAUCCUUGUGUCUUGACACUUAACAUUGUUGCUCCACCUCCAUCGCCUUGAAUUGAAGUCGCAGUUGAGCAGCGGUAAGGCAGUUUCUCAAGAGGAAGCAGACAAGCGGGAGGCGGAUUGCUUUCAGUGAGGAGACGCACAGAAAAGUUGACGAUGGCAGAGAACAAGAUGGGCCCGAACCUCCAGGCUGGAGCUGGAUUCCUCGCCAAACGGGUCCAGAAGUCUUUGAAUCGAGCUCAGGAGAAGGUCCUGCAAAAACUGGGCAAAACCAUGGAGACCAAGGACGAACAGUUUGAACUAUGUUUCCAGAGCCUCAACAAACAACAGAUCGAUGGAACCAGGUUGUUUAAAGAUGUCAAAGCCUACCACACAGCUGUGAAAGCUGUGCAUGAGACAUCUAAGAGGCUGUCCCAGACGUUGCGAGACAUCUACGAACCAGACUGGAACGGAGUGGGGGACCUCGCUGUCAUUACAGAGAGUGAAGACUUACUGUGGAACGACUUUGAAGAGAAACUAUGUGACCAGAUUGUCCGCACCAUGGAGAACUACACAAGCCAGUUCCCUGAGGUCAAGGAGCGAGUAGCUAAACGUGGUCGCAAGCUGGUGGACUACGAUUCAGCACGUCACCACCUGGAAGCGCUACAGAAUGCAAAGAAAAAGGAUGAAGCCAAAAUAGCAAAGGCAGAGGAAGAGUUCAACAAAGCCCAGAAUGUCUUUGAAGAAAUAAAUAAUGAGCUGAGGGAGGAGCUGCCUGUUCUCUAUCAGAGCCGGAUAGGUUGCUACGUGACCGUGUUCCAAAACAUAUCCAACCUGAGAGAUGUCUUCUAUAAGGAAAUGAGCGUGCUGAACCAUGAGCUGUACAAUGUGAUGAAGAAACUGGAGACUCAACACUCGGGAAAAGCUUUCAUCAUCAAGGGUCUGAACAGCACAACAAGCAAGUCAAAGAAGAGAAAGUCUCUGGUUAUCUCCAAUCCCAUCCCUUGCAAUACUGCUUUCCCAGCUGACCAUGUCUCCAUCCAUGCAUCCACUGAAAAUGGAAAAGACGCUGUGCCCUCUUCCCCUGUCCAACGACCUCAAAGCAUCUCUGAAGAACCUGUCCCACCAGAAGAAAGUUCUGUUUCAUCCAAAGAUGUCAACUCGUCAGACUCCGAUCUCAGCUCCAGCGGUGCCAACACACCUAAGAGGCAGUCAGUGUGUGACAAUGAGAACAGCGACAGGAGCACAGGGAGUCAGAGUCCAGCAGUGGCAGAGGCAGAGGCAGAGGCAGAGGCAGAGGCAGUGGCGGAGGCAGAGGCAGUGGCGGAGGCAGAGGCAGUGGCGGAAGCAGAGGCAGUGGCGGAAGCAGAAGCUGAACUUGCUACAAGCCAGUCGGAUGACUCUGGGGUGGUAGUACCAGUGUCGGAGGCCACAAGUCAGGAGGCGUCCAAUCCCUCUGAUUCUGCAGAUAGUGCCCCACAGAGUCCAGAGCAGGAGACUGUGAGUGAUCCACCAGCAGAGGAGGCCAAGCCCAAACCUCCACCAGUCCCGGCCCCUCGCAUCUCCUUCCGCUCCACGGAAAAACCCCGUAUCUUACCUGCUGAGGAGCAGGAGGAGACAGAGGAAGCAUCAGUCCACCAGGAGACAGCUGACUCAGGAGAUGACUCCCGCUCAGACAAUCCACCAGGCUUCCUAUACAAGGGGGUGGCAUUAGAGAGCCAUGAAGCAUCUGAAGACGGCCUGCUCCAGUUUGAAGAGGGAGACAUCAUCCUGGUGCUUGCUGACACUCAAGAGCAGGAAGGCCUGGUGAAGGGGAUCAGGGAGGAGAGUUGGAACCAGCACAGGGAUCUACAAAAUCACUGUGGGAUCUUCCCGGAAAAACUCCUCCGGCCUGUCGAAGCAGAGUGAGGCAAUAGUCAGUCCUCAGUCUGUAAUACGUUAUUCUUCCAUCGAGCAGUUGGUGACUCACACACUCUCACACACACACACACAUUCACACACACCCACACACAGAGGGAGUGAACCCAUAUGUUGUGGGUGCAGAAGCUGUACAAACAGAUGAGCACAAGUCCCACGUGGGGCUUCACAUGCAAUGAUGUUGCAACCUGUGGAACAAAAGCAACUGAGCUUUAGAACAUUUUGUGAAAGAGUGUUUGGAUCAUUAAAUGUUACAGUAUUUUCUUCUUUUUGCAUUUUCAAAGUCUUUCCGUGAAACACUGUGAAACAAAAAAAGUUUUUAUAUUGAUGCUGUGAUCUUGUAAAAUUCCCUAAUAAAGUUUCUAAGUAAAAGAGAA